Closterium sp. Naga37s-1 is the source of this 333-nucleotide messenger RNA. Lineage: Eukaryota; Viridiplantae; Streptophyta; Zygnematophyceae; Desmidiales; Closteriaceae. The record is from the annotation of a GenBank genome assembly.
AUGUGGUGGUGGGGUGCCAAGACAACGGCUGGAUGGACGCCGACGGCGUGGCGAAGUGGCUUGACGGGUGUAUCAAGCCUUUCAUAAGGCCAAGCUUCGGCAUGCAGGCGAGGAGCGCGAUGCUCGUUUUGGAUUCGUACCGCGGGCAUCUCACGGACGAGGUUAAGAAGAAGUUCGACGAGCUCAACAUCGUCCCGGCAAUCAUCCCGGCAGGCUGUACGUCGGAGGUACAGCCGCUCGACGUCUCGGUCAACAAAAGUUUCAAAGCCUCCGUCCGCCAGCAGUACCAGAGCUGGUUUGAGGAGGAAGGCUUGGAGAGGCUGACACCAGCAG